GACACGUGUCAUGGCCUGGGCGGAGAAGGGCCUGCUUGAACGGUCUUCAAUUGGGCCGUCGCUCCUCCUUCCAGGGAAACUGACCUCGCCAUUGGCCAACACCAGGGCAGGCGAAGAGAGGCGGUGUUUGGUGCCCGAAAUGGAGGACGAGGAAGAGGAGGAGGAAGCAAAGGAGGAAGAAGCGGCUUGGUUGCGCCCAGACUCUCCCUGCGGUGCUGCGAGGAAUCCUCCCCCUGCCUCUUGUCAUGGCAAAUGGGUGUCAACAGAAGGCUCCCAGAACAGAAUCAUUGUGCAUCUGGAUUUGGACUGCUUUUAUGCACAGGUGGAAAUGAUCUGCAACCCUGAAUUAAAAGGCAAACCUUUAGGUGUACAGCAGAAAUACAUUGUUGUCACCUGUAAUUAUGAAGCCAGAAGCUUUGGGGUCAAUAAACUCAUGUCUGUGAAAGAAGCAAAAGAAAAGUGCCCUGACUUGUUGCUGGUUAAUGGAGAAGAUCUGACAAAGUAUCGGGAAAUGUCUUAUAAAGUUACAGCAUUACUGGAAGAGUUUACUCCAUUGGUAGAAAGACUUGGAUUUGAUGAAAAUUUUGUGGAUAUCACAGAGCUGGUAGACUUGAAACUAGAACAGUGGAAGAAAGAUGCUUUUUCUAAAAUCAGUUUCUCUGGUCACAUAUAUAAUAAACAGACAGUCAAUUUGCAUGAUCCAGUGCACAUACGAUUAGCUGUGGGAUCUCAUAUUGCAGCAACCUUGAGAGAAGCCAUGUAUCACAGGCUGGGCCUUACAGGUUGUGCAGGAGUGGCAAUCAAUAAAUUGCUCUCCAAAUUGGUGUCUGGGACCUUUAAACCAAACCAGCAAACUGCUCUCUUGCCUGAAAGCCACCAAGACCUGAUGCUCAGCCUUGACCACAUUGGAAAAGUGCCUGGUAUUGGUUAUAAAACUACAAAGCGCCUCAUGACGCUGGGAAUCAGCACUAUGAGUGAUCUCCAGUUGUGUUCUGCUGCGAUACUAGAAAGAGAGCUAGAAGGUUUGGCUGCACAACAUAUCCAGAAACUUAGUCGGGGAGAAGAUGACUCCUUGGUCACACCGUCAGGGCCCCCUCAGUCCCUGAGUGAUGAAGACUCCUUUAAAAAGUGCUCUUCUGAAGCAGAAGUGAAAAAGAAAGUUGAAGAACUGCUCACUAACCUUUUGCACAGAUUAUGCAAGGAUGGGAGGAAGCCCCAUACAAUACGAUUGACUCUACGGCAGUUUUCACCUACUAAUAAAUGGUUUAACCGAGAGAGCCGUCAGUGCCCUAUUCCAUCUCAUCUGAUUCAGAGGAUUGGAACAGACGAUGCCAGCAUCAAGACCCAACUGGUUGUCAUCCUUAUGAAGCUGUUUCAUAAGAUGAUCAAUGUGAAGGUUCCAUUUCACCUCACCCUUCUGAAUGUCUGCUUCUCCAACCUCAAGGCUCCUCCUGCUUCCAACAAGAAGUCUAUUGGGUUUUAUUUAACACAUCCAUCAUCUUCUUCAAGCUGCGAAAAGCUUACUUGUAAAUUGGAAAACGUGAAUGUUGCAGAACAUGUAAUUCCAGAAUAUCAGGUGGAACCUGACAAUGUUUUGUCAGGUGCAAGAAACACAGGAAAUAUACCAGCUCACCGAGAGACAUGGGGGCUCCCAAAACAACCUGGCAUUCCCGAAUUACCUCUUCACUUGCUUCCUCCUGAUAUUGACUAUGAUGUCUUUAAUCAGCUUCCAGAAGAAAUAAAGGAGGAAAUUGUAAAUGGUCAGAAGGGUAAAGGGGAUCCUGCUGCAACUCCUUUGUACCAGACAUUGCCUUCCACAAAGGAAAAACCAGUGAACAAAACACAAAACAAAAUAUGUCUUGAAUCUUUCCAUUCUCCUAACACCCAUCAAAAUAUUAGCACUUGUGACAUGGCUCCUGCCAAUGAGGAAUCUGCUGAAAAUACAUCAGUCACUAAUCAUAUGGGAACUAUGGAUGCUAAAAACCCACCCCUAGCUCCAUCUCAGGCUUCUCAUUCCUGUCAACUUAUUCCAGAAGGGCAGAAAGUCCCAAAUGGCAAAGAUUUUCUUGAUGGAGAUUGGAAGGAAGCUUCAGAAAUGGUCCUUCCUCCAACAAUUGAUCCCAGAACAUUUUCUGAAUUACCCGAAGAGGUGCAAAAAGAACUGUUGGAGGAAUGGAAGGGUAAGACUCAUGUUUCCAAAAUGCAAUCCAGCAAAAUCCACGACAAGCUCAAAACGAAAAAGAAAAGUCUUCCUUCACCACCACAGCAGAACAGUUUAUUAAGAUACUUUAAACCAAAAUGAUAACCAUGUGCUCUUGGUUCAGAGAUUGAGGGCACAGAGGCAGCACCUCUGAGGCUAUAUACCUUGGAACAAAGAGGAGGGCUAUAUGUUCAACAGAAUCUCAUGGCCGAAUUCUAGGAAGGCACCAUUUCAGAUGACAAAAUGGAGAGAAGUGUUAGUUUUUUGUGCAUCCCAAUUUUUAAAAAUUACCAAAACACAUGUUUUUAGAGGUUCUAUAUCUACUUGUAUGUACUCUUCUGCAUGGCAGGGCUUUACUUGUUUAGUGUAAGGAUGAAAAUUGUGUAGCCUUCCAGAUGUUGCUGAAUUGCAUUUCCCAGCAUUCUUCACUAUCAGCUGUGUUGACUAAAACUACUAAAAAUGCAGUCUAGUAGCAUUUGGAGGGCCACACAAACCAACAAUGCACCUGUCAAGUCCUGGAACUGACAAAGAAUGUGAAUUCCUGAAAGCAGAAGAUGAUUCUUUUACUGUUUAGUGGUGCAAGAAAGGGAAAGGAAUGGUGAGAUUUCAGAGGAAAGAAAACCUCAGCAAGCAUUUCUCCCUCCAUUUCCUCAGCCAUGGAUACUGUGCCACCUAGUUUUCUGACCCAUGGAAAAUGAAGUAAGAAUGUGAGGAGGAUGCAUGGAAACUGUGUAGACCAGAGUUGGACAGUCUGCUGUGUACUCUAGUUCAGUGUUUUUCCAAAUUGUGCUCCUCCAGGUGUUUUGGACUUCAGCUCCCAGAAAUCCCAGCCAGGAAUUGUGGGAGCCGAAGUCCAAAACAUCUGGAGCACAGUUCGAGAGACACUGCUCUAGUUAUGCUUUGGCUGUUUUCCAGAUCACAAAUGCACCAAACUGGCUCCGGAUGCACCUCCGGCCUUUCUUUUUGUGACAGUAGUAGUUGGAGAGGAUGAAAGGAAAUUGCUUUGACCACACUUACCUUUGGCCGUUCCUGCUUCUGGUGUGAGAAUGCAAACCCAACUACCCAAAAGCUUGCCUGACCUGGCAAGAAAUUGAUAUAUAGGCUGUUAACCUCUUGAUCACUCUUAUAAGAUAGAAAGCUUGAGCAAACUGCACUUCAGCUUCAGUGCUUUAAACUAGAAUUAUAAUUGUACUGCAAAGAAGGCUGUGUUAAAAUAUAGCAAAAUAUGUUCUUAGCCAUGUCACAAGGUUGUCAAUUCUUAAUUAUAAAUAUAAUUCUUCGCAGUAGAGUGCGAAAUAUACCUUAUAAUGUCUUAUCUUGUUCCUGGAGGUGUGCUGUUGCUACUUGGGACAUUUUUAAUCAUGGAAAAGGCUGCGGUUACCAGAUACGUGUCUGCUGUGUUGCCUGAGAUGGUCCAUGGUAACAUCUAAGUAACCUCUUAGUUCUUUCCUCACAUUAUAAGCAGAACUUAGCUCUCCAAGAGCAACACGGGAGUUGUAUAUCGAUAUGGUCCUGA
Anolis sagrei ordinatus is the source of this 3716-nucleotide messenger RNA. RefSeq names its product DNA polymerase iota (gene POLI). Gene Ontology annotation, biological process: translesion synthesis. The record is from RefSeq and is a predicted model, not a curated record. NCBI's taxonomy places the organism in Eukaryota, Metazoa, Chordata, Lepidosauria, Squamata, Anolidae. Gene Ontology annotation, molecular function: damaged DNA binding; DNA-directed DNA polymerase activity.